Molecule: messenger RNA, 994 nt
Organism: Aspergillus homomorphus CBS 101889
Lineage: Eukaryota; Fungi; Ascomycota; Eurotiomycetes; Eurotiales; Aspergillaceae
Product: flavin-dependent quinone reductase
Exons: 1
Coding region: 179-769 (196 amino acids)
Cellular component (GO): cytosol
Molecular function (GO): FMN binding; oxidoreductase activity
Source: RefSeq, a predicted model, not a curated record
CCUACUGCCAAUUAAGGAAUCAAACUUGCUCUGCCUCUGACAGCAAAUAAUCAUAUAUAAGAGAAAGGGUACAAGUCUUGAUGAAGGGUACAUACCAGAGUCACCCCCAUCAACAAAGAACACCUGACUAUAUCCAACAGACCGCGUACUAAACCCGAAUUUGACGAGAAAGACUACCAUGCCCACCGGCCUGAUCGUAUGCAGUCAACGGACGCCCCGAGCCGGGCUCCAAAUCAGCACCUUCAUUCACGAGACCAUCAAGCAAUCCUACCCAGCAGCAGACAUUAUAGUCAUCGACCUCGCCGAGUGGAACCUCCCUCUGUAUAAUGAGCCGGGGAUCCCGUCGCGUAUCACCUCUGCUGAUGGUUACGUCCACGAGCACACCAAGGCUUGGUCGCGGGAAAUCUCGCACUACGAUUCGUUCAUCUUCGUCACACCCCAGUACAACUGGGGUUACCCUGCCAGUAUCAAGAAUGCAGUCGAUUAUCUCUUCAAUGAAUGGAAAGGAAAACCAGCGAUGAUUGUCAGCUAUGGGGGUCAUGGGGGUGGCAAGGCUGCAGUGCAGUUGCAGCAGGUGCUGCAGGGGUUGAGAAUGGUACCGUUGGAGAAGACGGUUGGGUUGGUGUUUCCUGAGAAAGAGGCUGUGGCGCGUGCUUCGAAAGGGGAAGAUCUAGGGCUGGAAAGGGAGGGCGGUUUCUGGGCUGGAGAGAAGGAGAAGAUUCAAGGGCUGUUCGCGGAGCUGCUAGAAUCAGUAGAGAAGUUGGGAUGAGCGUGUCAUCGGAUGUAUGGAAGAGUGGUUUAUGACGAGUGACACGGCUGGUCUCAUGUUUUUGUCAUUCAUACAUCUGGAUAAACGAUGCACUGUGCCGAAAGCUAUCAGACUGAUUCGAAGCUGAGACGGCCAUGUUGUGGUCGGACAGGUAAUCACCUGUCAUUAGAAUGUCACCUAGCCUUGCUGAUAGCAGAUGUCUCCUGUUCAUAUAAUGGAAUGCGG